Messenger RNA from Aspergillus candidus, 858 nucleotides. RefSeq lists its product as uncharacterized. Bases 1 to 858 code for a protein of 285 amino acids. NCBI's taxonomy places the organism in Eukaryota, Fungi, Ascomycota, Eurotiomycetes, Eurotiales, Aspergillaceae. The transcript has 4 exons. The record is from RefSeq and is a predicted model, not a curated record.
AUGGCGAGGAUCAAGCAGGGGGUAUUUUCCUGGGAGGAUGUGCUGGCACAUCGGUACCAGAACAACAAACCCACCGCCCUCACUAAUCUCAAGAGCCAGCCCCAGCAGGCUGAAGCAGAAGCAGAAACAGACACACAGACACAGACUCGGGCCGACAGAGAAACAGGCGACUACCCAUCCUACACCCCCCAAACCCAGAGCCUCCUCCUCGGCAAACUCUCCCCAGAGCUCCGCCUCCUCAUCUGGGAGUUCGUGUUCGCAGACUUGCGCCUGCACAUCGUACAGCGUCCCAACAGACGCAUGGGCCACGUCGUGUGUCCCGGCACCGCAGUGUCCUGCGAGAUAUGCCAGGGAGGACUGCCGUGUCCGAAAAAGGGGCCGAGUGGGCUUCUUGCGCUGUCGAUGGUUUGUAAACAGACCCACAUAGAAUCGCACCACCUCCUUUACACCCAGCCAACAUUCGAAUUCAGCACGACCUGGUCCCUACCCUACCUCCGACUGACAAUUGCCCCAGAACACUGGCACGCAAUCCAAGCAGUCGAGCUGCGGUGGGCCUUUCCAGGCCACUGGCUGCCGAGCAAGGACCCAGUCAAGCAUGUGUAUUUCGCGGCGGGACGAACGCAGUGGAUCGAGACGUGUCGGGCUGUGGCGGAGAUGCGCGGCCUGCGCAACUUCACGUUGAGAGUCAGUGGGGCGUGGUUCUGUGAGCCGGCGGAGAGGAUUCCUAGCUUUCUGGAGCCGCUGCGGGGGAUGGGCUGUAGUGCUGGGGGUGGGUGGAAGUUGGUGCUGCCGAAGCAGGUCUGCUAUGGGGGGGAGUUUGAGGGGAUUGGGAGGGAUUUGCUUGGUGCGUAUACGUAG